UCCUUCCUUUUUCAUCCUCCUUCAUCCUCUUUUUUUUCUUUUUUUUUUUUAUACUUUUCAUUCAAUCUUAUCCAAAAUCUAUUCACUCUGAUUUUAUUCUUAUCAUAUCUUAUCAUAUUCAUUAUUCACUAUCUCAUAUUCUCAUUGUUUUUCUUCCUCCUUCUUUCCCUCACCAUGUCUGAUAGAACUGCUCUUAACUACUUUUUAAGAAGACAUGUCUCUUCUGAAAUGAUAGAUUACCUCGCAACAACUGCCCUAUCAAUAAUACCUAUAAGACAAAGCCCAAUUCAACCCCAAUAUAACCUCAACUACCUCAAUAAAAUCAAUAACAAUAACACAGCCAAAAUCAAUAACAAAAUCAACAACAAAAUCAACUCCAAUCCCUAUGCUAAUAACAACAACAUAUAUCCAUCUCCUCCACCAUCUCCAACUGAUAACUUGGACAAAUUGCCCUUCAAAUCCUCCCUAAAGAUCUCUCUCAAAUUCUUUAUUCAAAAAUUAAUCAAACAUUCAAAUGUCCAAGUGCCAACCCUAAUGUCCUCUUUAGUUUACCUCAUAAGACUAAGAAAUAUACUACCUUACAGUGAGGUCUAUGGAAAUAAUACAACUCCUCAUCGCUUAUUCAUUGGCUGUCUCAUUUUAGCUGCAAAGUUUCUAAAUGAUUCUUCACCACUAAAUAAACAUUGGUGCAAAUACACUGAAGGCUUCUUAACCAUAAAGGAAAUCAACAUAAUCGAAAUCGAAAUCUUAACCUAUUUAGAUUGGAAUUUAGUCAUAAGCAUUCAAGAUCUAUACAAUGUUUUAGCCCCAUUUCUAUCUCCAAUUAAAAAUCAUUUAAAGAUUAAAAAUGAAGAAUUCAUAAAAAGAAAAUUGAAAAAUACAAAUUCCAAAUCAUACGAAGACUUGAAUAAUAACCAUAUAAACAACCAUAUAAAUAACCAUAUAAAUAACCAUAUAAACAACUACAUAAAUAUCACUCCCAGCAAUAACAGUAUCACAUCCACCAACAAUAAUAAAUCAGUUCGAUACUCAGCGUCAAUGGGUUCAUUGAGAAAUUUUAACCUAUUACCACCACCAUUGCCUUCACAAAUCAUUCAAAAACGCAAUCUAAUUAGCUCCUCAUUGUCUCCAGCUAUAUCAAAUAAAUCCAAUAAAUCUGUAAAUUUAUCCAUAAAGAGCCCAAUUAAAUAUGGCUCAACUGGUAGUUCUAUAAAUUCAAUGAUAAUUGAAAGAUCUACAUCAAACUGCUCAAACGAUUCAAGUUAUUCUCAAGUAUCAUAUAAUGAAGAUGUUUCACCAAAAUAUUACUAUAAUAAAGAAAGUUGUAAAGAUAAUUACACCUAUACUAAUAACCACAACAAUAACAAUAACAAUAACAAUAACAAUUUAACGGUAUCACCAUUGACUAAGGAAAAUUCACAUAGUAGUACUAUAAUUAGUAGCAAUAAUAAUAGUAUUAAGAGUGGGUAUAGCAACCAAUUCAAAAAUGAUUGCUAUAAUAAAUAUGAUAUUAAACAAUUGAAAGAAUUUGAGGCACCGAUUUUAAAGCAUUUUAAAUCGCCAUUAAAGAGCAAGUCACCAUUAUCAAAGGAAUAUAAUGAUAAUAGUAGUACAAAUAAUAGUAAUAAAUCCGUUACAUCAAUAUUUUUAAGUCCAAUAUUUCAAUUUAAAGAGAAGUCAUUAAAAGUCAAGAGAUCUUUCUCUAAAUUGAAUAACAAUAUUACUCCCAAAGAUGUUAGUAGUGUUGGCACUCAUAAUAAUUUGGUUGAUAGUAUUAAUAAUGGGAGUAACUCAUCAUUUAUAAAUGGAAAUAUCACGCCCUUGAGAGAGAGAUUUAUACAUCCAUUUCAAGUUUGCAAAUAAGCUAAAAGAAAUUUGCAUUUCUAGAUAAUAUUUAUAUUCAUUUUUUU
Ascoidea rubescens DSM 1968 is the source of this 1910-nucleotide messenger RNA. It is a transcript of the gene PCL2, whose product is annotated as cyclin PCL2. Lineage: Eukaryota; Fungi; Ascomycota; Saccharomycetes; Ascoideales; Ascoideaceae. Gene Ontology annotation, cellular component: cyclin-dependent protein kinase holoenzyme complex; nucleus. Gene Ontology annotation, biological process: regulation of cyclin-dependent protein serine/threonine kinase activity. Bases 175 to 1863 code for a protein of 562 amino acids. The record is from RefSeq and is a predicted model, not a curated record. The transcript has a single exon. Gene Ontology annotation, molecular function: cyclin-dependent protein serine/threonine kinase regulator activity; protein kinase binding.